UUGGGAUUUGGGUUGGGGGGUUAAGAGAGAGACAGGGAGUGGAGAGUAUAAUUCUCACAAUCAAGUAAAGAUUAGCAGGGAAUCAACAAUGGAGUGUAGUACUCAUCAACCUAGUUAGUGGUCUCAGUCACACUGUAAAAUUUACCUGGUUAUUAUCUCUUUUUUAUUUUCUCUCAAUGUAUGCGUACGCAUAUGCAAUUGCAAUUGCAAAGCAUUUCCGAUCCAGAGGAAGAGAGCCUUUGUGACAGCUGUAUCCACCGAAGAAAACCCAAUCGAGAGAGAUAGAUUGUUGAUUUUUGAUUUGUGGUGGCAAGAUCUCUCUGUGCAAACUUAGGGUUUUUGUUUGUGUGUGUGGCAUGGCAACUGUUUCGAGUUCUAGCUGGCGCGAGGGCAUGUCUUCGGACAACAUAAAGGGUCUGUGCCUUGCUCUCUCAUCUAGCUUCUUCAUCGGAGCCAGCUUCAUUGUCAAAAAGAAGGGCUUAAAGAAGGCCGGUGCUAGUGGAAUCAGGGCUGGUAGUGGAGGUUAUUCUUACUUGUAUGAGCCGCUUUGGUGGGUGGGAAUGAUAACAAUGAUUGUCGGAGAGAUUGCCAAUUUUGCAGCUUAUGCAUUUGCUCCAGCUAUAUUGGUCACCCCUCUUGGUGCUCUUAGCAUUAUUAUCAGUGCUGCUCUUGCUCAUAUUAUUUUACGGGAGAGGUUACAUAUAUUUGGAAUUCUUGGUUGUGUUUUGUGUGUUGUGGGAUCCACAACAAUUGUUCUGCAUGCACCUCAAGAACGUGAAAUUGAAUCAGUGAUAGAAGUGUGGGAUCUUGCGAUGGAGCCAGCAUUUGUCUUCUAUGCAGCUUUGGUUAUAACAGCUACCUUUGUCCUUAUCUUCCACUUCAUUCCUCUAUAUGGCCAGACACACAUAAUGGUUUAUAUUGGUGUUUGUUCCCUUGUAGGUUCUCUAACGGUUAUGAGUGUUAAGGCUCUUGGAAUUGCCAUAAAGUUAACUCUGUCUGGGAUGAAUCAGCUAAUUUACCCUCAAACUUGGGCAUUCACUCUAGUUGUAACUGCUUGUGUUCUUACCCAAAUGAAUUAUUUAAAUAAGGCACUGGAUACUUUUAAUACUGCAGUGGUGUCUCCCAUAUAUUAUGUUAUGUUCACAACACUAACCAUUGUGGCUAGCGUUAUUAUGUUUAAGGACUGGGAUAGACAAAGUCCAACGCAAGUUAUCACUGAAAUAUGUGGGUUUGUGACCAUACUGUCAGGAACUUUUCUUCUUCACAAAACAAAGGAUAUGACUGAUGGUUUACAAACUUCUUUAUCUAUUAGACUUCCUAAGCAUUCAGAAGAGGAUGGUUUUGAUGACGGUGAAGGCAUUCCUCUUAGACGGCAAGAAUCCAUGAGAUCGCCAUGAUGUAUUCUUUGUGUGACAUCUUGCAUAUCUGAACAAGCUGGAGGCGCUGGGGAGGGACUUUGCCAAGGUCAUUGUGUAUUUUAUUUUACUGAUUAUUUCCUCCCCACCAUAUUUUUUUCCUGGUACAGUUGGAGUCGAAGGAUGAGAGUGUCCUAUCACUGUUCUUUUGGCCUCCUGAUGAUUAUGCUUUCUGAUCUUGCAUUGUAUACUCCACUACACUCCAUACCGAAGACACAGGCCAAUGUAAUUUUCUGCACACUGAUUAUAUAUAGUGUACCUCAGUUAAAUGAAAGUUUCAUCAUCAAAUUUUGAACUGGACAGCGUAGAAUUGUUAUUAUCAGUGACUGCCAUUUGAAUUGGAGCUGACCUUGAUGCCUAUCGGAUCAAAAUAUGGAAAUCAGUAUUUGUAGAUUUCAGGUGAAAUGCAUCGAUGGAUUGUUUGAAAUUUU
Abrus precatorius (Indian licorice) is the source of this 1846-nucleotide messenger RNA. RefSeq names its product probable magnesium transporter NIPA4. Gene Ontology annotation, biological process: magnesium ion transport. NCBI's taxonomy places the organism in Eukaryota, Viridiplantae, Streptophyta, Magnoliopsida, Fabales, Fabaceae. The transcript has 9 exons. Bases 357 to 1397 code for a protein of 346 amino acids. Gene Ontology annotation, molecular function: magnesium ion transmembrane transporter activity. The record is from RefSeq and is a predicted model, not a curated record. Gene Ontology annotation, cellular component: membrane.